AUGAUUCUUCUUCUUCUUCUUCUUCUUCUUCUUCUUCUUCUUCUUCUUCUUGUCGUGUUCUUUCUUGACUUUAAUAGCUAUUUUCUUCUUUUUCCUGCAUCAUUGACUCAAUCAUUUAAUAUCUGUCUAUCUAUCUAUCUAUCUAUCUAUCUAUCUAUCUAUCUAUCUUUUUCAGUUUGUUCAUAUCUAUCUAUCUAUCUAUCUAUCUGUCUAUCUAUUUUGUUCAUAUCUAUCUAUCUAUCUAUCUAUCUAUCUAUCUAUCUAUCUAUGCCUAUUUAUAUAUAUCUUAGUUUAUUCAUAUCUAUCUAUCUAUCUAUCUAUUUAUCUAUCUAUCUAUCUCUGCUUGCUCACAUCUUAUUUUUUCAUAUCUAUCUAUCUAUCUAUCUAUCUAUCUAUCUCUCAUUUUCGGCCAUUUUCUAUCUAUUUUUACAACCCGUGUUUGAGCUCGUUCAGCAAAGCCGCCGCCUUGACCUUCCUCGACUCCUUGGAGGCAUUCGUGAUGAUCAUGCGGUAAUACUUGCGGUAGGAGGAGUAACCAAUGUCCUUCUUGAUCGUUCGGCAGAUCGUCGACUUGUGACAGCCCAUGUCAGCGACGAUCUUGGCGUAGCUCUGGCUUCCAUCAUUGUCGACUGUCUCUUUGAUGGCGGAGACGAAGUCGCCGGUCUUAACGGCCGACGAACGAACGUUGUGGGCCUUUCGUUUGGCAGUAAACUCGACGUUGUUCUCACACGCCUUCCACUUCCUCCAAAUGUCCAUGACCAUGGUCGUCUUGAAUCCAAACCAGGCCAUCACUUCCGCAGGCUCCUUCCCGACUCGAAAAGAAGCUACUACCGCUGCUCUGCGCUCAUAUUCCAUCCUGAAAAAGGGUGUAUACAACUUUCUUUCUCUCAUUCUUUUUUUCUGUUUCUCUUUUUCUUUUUUCCCUUUAUUUUUUUCUCUUUCUUUUUUUUUUCUCUUUUUUUCUUUUUCUGUUGUAACCAAGAAACGUUCUUUCUGUUUCCAUACGCCCCCACGUCUCACCUUCACAUCCACGUAUUUAUGCAUUUUCACAAGCAUGAAUCUAUCUAUCUAUCUAUCUAUCUCUGUUUAUAUCUAUCUAUCCAUGUAUCUAUCAGUCUGUUCAUAUCUAUCUAUCUAUCUAUCUAUCUAUCUAUCUAUCUAUCUAUCUCUGUUUAUAUCUAUCCAUGUAUCUAUCAGUCUGUUCAUAUCUAUCUAUCUAUCUAUCUAUCUAUCUAUCUAUCUAUCUAUCUAUCUAUCUAUCUAUCUAUCUAUGUGUUUGUUUGCAUUAUCUAUCUAUCUAUCUAUCUAUCUAUCUAUCUAUCUAUCUAUCUAUGCUUAUACAUUUAA
Acanthosepion pharaonis is the source of this 1347-nucleotide messenger RNA. Lineage: Eukaryota; Metazoa; Mollusca; Cephalopoda; Sepiida; Sepiidae. The record is from the annotation of a GenBank genome assembly.